UAGUAGUAAAGUAGUGCACGUUAAAUUCGCGGAAUAGUGUCGGCCGUUGGUUACUAUAGCAACAUUACAUUUGUUUACAAGUAUCGCCUGCAAGUGCACUCAUCCACGCAGUAUAUGUACACAUAUAUGUACAUAUCUAGACAAUACGUUGCUUAACAUUACAAUAGUGGAGCAUUGAACCACUCGUUAAAUAUACUAACAAAAGCAUAGUAUAUGCUUGGCCACCACUGAUUUAUACAACCACAUAUGUACAUAUGUACGUAGAUAUCUACAAAUUUAAAGUAAUUACAUUUAUUCCUAAGUGUACAAAUUUUUAACUAAAAUGGCACGGAUUGCAGCGAGCGUAGCCAGCGCAUUUGAAAAUGAUUCUGAGAUGAAGGCCAUGGAUGCUAAUCGAUAUGCGACCAAAAAAACUAUCGCCCAAGGUAUGCUGGACAUCGCUCUGCUGACCGCUAAUGCAUCCCAAUUGAAAUAUGUACUACAAGUAGGAGAGCAACAUCAGUUUUAUAAACUAAUGCUAGUCAUGAUUAGUCUUUCGAUAAUCUUACAGCUGCUGGUUGGAAUACUUUUUGUAAUUAUUGGCAGUCUAAAUAUUAAUCACCAAAAUGAUCAAAAAGCUGCAAUCGUUAUAAACGACAUUAUUCUGGUUGUAAUUUUCGUGAUAUCAGUCAUAAACGUGAUAAUAUCGGGAUUCGGCAUCGAAUACUCAUCACAGCCUCUAAUACUCUUAGAAAAUGUUGGGAAGAAGCAGCCUUAAAACUUUUCUAAGUAAAACAACAUUUAUAAUUUAUUAUAAUUUAAACCUGGAAGUGCAUGAUUCGUUUGUUUCUAUUUGACUUCGUACAGUUUUAGUUGUGAGGCAGCUGUUGACUUAUGCAAAAGUUUGUAAAGGUAUUACACCCACCAGAGGGAGUCCGUUGCAUCCAUUUCGGUAACGAGAGUUCGAUGUCAGUCGAUCGCAUGCAAAACGCAGAGGGAUGCCACAAUGAAAGUAUUGACUUAUAAAAACAAUCCCGUUGUUCUGCAAGGUGGCGCAAAAUUAAUAAUCAUCAUUUGGUUUUUGAAUAAAUUUUUUACUAUUGUAAAUAAAAAAAAUUAUUUUGAGUGAUGGAAAUCUAUAUUUUGACUUUUACGCGCUCCAUUGUUUGUCUAUUUGCAGCUGUUAAGUUCAAAAGUGUCAAAUAUGACUGACGUAGGACGCCAUUUGCAAAAAUUAUAUAUAAUAUUUUCCUAUGGGGUGAUUAAUUUUGUGCCACCUUGUUGUUCGUAAUAUAAAUGAAAAUGUAGAUGAAAAUAUCAACGAGAGUGAUGAUGUAUCCCCCAUCUGUAAAAAAAGGCGGAUAUGUGCUUUUUGUCCUUAGAAUUUACUCCGUAUGGCAAAAUCUUGUUGUGCUAAAUGCAGGAAAAGCUUGCGCAAAUAUUUAUACUAUUUUUUGAUUCCAUUGUGGAACAACAUCAAGACGCAUGCCACAAAUAGGAGGAGAAGCUCUACCAAGUGGCGAUUCAAUAUCUUAGUGAGGUUAUCACUAAUUCCAUCAUUGCUCGCAAAUGCCGGACAUCUCUUAACGAGAUGUUACUUUUCUGUUACUGUCCCGCUUGGCAUCCCACUUGGUUUAGAUACGUCGGCUCAUGGAUGGACAAUGGAUGGACAACGGGCUGAGUGAGUUGGCUUAGAGACCGACUGCAAAUUCAACCUACUUACCUUUGAGAAUUCAGUAUUUUUUUAUAUUACUCAUACAAUUAAAUAAACUGAGAUUUCUGGCUUCAAUCCAAAACACACUAAAUACUAAAACUGUGAAAAAUUUUCUAAAUUUUUGUGGCCGAAAUUUCUUUAGAGCCCUUUUCAAAUGUCCGUUGUCAAUUCGACGAAGCAUGGACUUUACGCAUAAAAACGAAGCAUGCACUUCUAAGGUUUAAGUAAUUUAUGUAAAUACAUAUUAGACAUCAGACACCAAGAGAGCGAAUGCUCAAAUUUAACAGCAGUUGAGUAUUAUUCGCAUGUAAUAAGAAAAAUGGAAAAUGUAUGUAAAUUUUAGACAUCAGAUACCAAGAGAGCGAACUGCACAAAUUUAACAGCAGUUGAGUAUUAUUGGUAUGUAAUUAGAGAAAAGGAAAAUAGGAAAAGAAAAGGACCUUAUACGUUCUUUGUUCGACAAUGUUAAAGCCAUGGGCUAGCUAAAGGCGUUAUUCUAAUAGGCUCAUUAAUAAUAUAUUUAAUUUUUACCAUUUUUUAGUUAUUUCAUUUACAUUUCAAUAAAAUUAAAAAAAAAAUGUCACUAAAAAGUAUUCUCAAAUCAAUAGUGGCUAUUAUUAUGGUACUAGAAAGAGCAACUUGUGCAAAAAUAUAUCAACUUUAUAAUUAGUAAAUACUUUUGAUAAAAUAUUAUUAAUUCCUCAACUAAAUCAAAAUGAUAACUGCAUAUGUAAAAUUAUUCAUGCCGACGUGCAAAAAGCCAAACACGCAUAUCUAAUUACUUCUUUAUACUCGUACAUGCACACAAACUUCAACAUGGCAAGAUGGCAUACAGUCUGUCUAAUGGAAGUGUGACCGGAAAAAUUCAACCUUAGAGUUCCGUUAUGGACAAAAAAAUUAAAUUCUGCUAAAUAGGUGCAUCCAUUUCGUAAUAUGCGUUGUGCGAAUUGUUAGUUUUGUGAGAAAUUUAGAAAGCGUAAGUUCUUUUUACUAAAUGAGUUCCGUGUAUGAAAACCGAUUUGAAGAAGUAUUCCUAUGUACACACCCUAUAGAUCCAAAAAUGUCAUUUGUACCUGCAACAAAAUAUUUGAAGAUGUCGAAGACGCUCAUAAAUAAAUAAGUGCAACGGUAAACCAAAGUUAAAAACGUUGACGACUUCCCGGAAGAGGCAAAAAAAAACUACCUCUCCAAAGCAAUAUCAAAAGAUCAUUGAUUUGCUUGUCACAAAGCUGAACUUAUCGCUACGUAAAUCUGAAGUAUAUAAUUUUAUGGAAAAGUGGUGAUAAUGUAUGCAAAGGCGCGAUGUUUACGUGCAGAAGACCUCAAAUUCCGGAGCACAUUGAAAAAAUCACUCCUCUCAUUAGCACACGAAAACGGACUUGCAUGGGCUAAGGCAAAUUCAGAAGGGGAUUGGGCAAACUUAAUAUUCACGGAUAAAUCUUCCUUUUGGGGCGAAUAGUUGCAUAGAUCGAUUCUGGUGUUCUGCUGAUAAUCGACAACUUUAACGAACUGUGAAACACCUAGUUAAGGUUCAUGUUUAAGGGGUUAUAUACGGUUAGAAGGCCGAAAAAAAACGAGUUUUCCAGAAUUUUUUCUGAGAAUACUUUUAAAUUUAUUGGUUUUGAUUUUUGAACUAUGAUAUUGAGAAAAACGCGUUUAAAGUUUGCCUUGUACUUUGAAGCCCUCUGAAACGACUUUUUUAAUUUUCGUGUAACUUCGAAAAUAUUCACCGGAAAUAUUAAAUUUUCUCUGUGUAUUCCUAAAUAUAUGUACAUUAAGAAAAAAAUAAAAAUAAAUAGGUUUUUUGAAAAUUCCAUCCCCUUAGGGCUGCUUCUCCGAAAUAGGAUUUGGCCGUCCAUUUGUGUUUACCACAAAUUUGAAUGCAGUUUUGAAUUUAGCAAAACUCAUUAUUUCCGUCAGCUGCGAAGAUGUUUGGAAGAACCAGCCAACUUUGGAUUUUACAAGGGGAUAACGAUCCCCAGUAUCGAGAUCGAAGGUGUGUAGAGUGAAAGCAGCAAAUUGAAUUGAAAUGUUGGAUUGGCCUCCACAGUCACCUGAUGUCAACUCUAUUAAAAAUCUGAUUGUACUAAAAAUGUAUUGUAGUUAAGCAAAAACUGAAAAACUCACAAAUAUGGACGAUCAAACAGUUAUCAAGGCGAAUUCGGCUGAUUUGGAGAGCAGAAUCUAACACAAAUCAUGACUCGAAGAAGUGGAGCCAUUUUUUAUUGAAUAUACCAUAUUGCGUAUUACAAAUAUUAUAAGCCCUGCAGUUUAUUAAAAUCGAAUUAGUAAAUAGUUUCCAAGUUAUGGCGGUCACGUUUCCACUAGACAGACUGUAUGUGCGUACAUAAAUGUAUGUAUGUGAACUUGCAUACAUAUGCGGCCAUUUGCAAAAAUUAUAUAUAAUAUUUUCCUAUGGGGUGAUUAAUUUUGUGCCACCUUGUUGUUCGUAAUAUAAAUGAAAAUGUAGAUGAAAAUAUCAACGAGAGUGAUGAUGUAUCCCCCAUCUGUAAAAAAAGGCGGAUAUGUGCUUUUUGUCCUUAGAAUUUACUCCGUAUGGCAAAAUCUUGUUGUGCUAAAUGCAGGAAAAGCUUGCGCAAAUAUUUAUACUAUUUUUUGAUUCCAUUGUGGAACAACAUCAAGACGCAUGCCACAAAUAGGAGGAGAAGCUCUACCAAGUGGCGAUUCAAUAUCUUAGUGAGGUUAUCACUAAUUCCAUCAUUGCUCGCAAAUGCCGGACAUCUCUUAACGAGAUGUUACUUUUCUGUUACUGUCCCGCUUGGCAUCCCACUUGGUUUAGAUACGUCGGCUCAUGGAUGGACAAUGGAUGGACAACGGGCUGAGUGAGUUGGCUUAGAGACCGACUGCAAAUUCAACCUACUUACCUUUGAGAAUUCAGUAUUUUUUUAUAUUACUCAUACAAUUAAAUAAACUGAGAUUUCUGGCUUCAAUCCAAAACACACUAAAUACUAAAACUGUGAAAAAUUUUCUAAAUUUUUGUGGCCGAAAUUUCUUUAGAGCCCUUUUCAAAUGUCCGUUGUCAAUUCGACGAAGCAUGGACUUUACGCAUAAAAACGAAGCAUGCACUUCUAAGGUUUAAGUAAUUUAUGUAAAUACAUAUUAGACAUCAGACACCAAGAGAGCGAAUGCUCAAAUUUAACAGCAGUUGAGUAUUAUUCGCAUGUAAUAAGAAAAAUGGAAAAUGUAUGUAAAUUUUAGACAUCAGAUACCAAGAGAGCGAACUGCACAAAUUUAACAGCAGUUGAGUAUUAUUGGUAUGUAAUUAGAGAAAAGGAAAAUAGGAAAAGAAAAGGACCUUAUACGUUCUUUGUUCGACAAUGUUAAAGCCAUGGGCUAGCUAAAGGCGUUAUUCUAAUAGGCUCAUUAAUAAUAUAUUUAAUUUUUACCAUUUUUUAGUUAUUUCAUUUACAUUUCAAUAAAAUUAAAAAAAAAAUGUCACUAAAAAGUAUUCUCAAAUCAAUAGUGGCUAUUAUUAUGGUACUAGAAAGAGCAACUUGUGCAAAAAUAUAUCAACUUUAUAAUUAGUAAAUACUUUUGAUAAAAUAUUAUUAAUUCCUCAACUAAAUCAAAAUGAUAACUGCAUAUGUAAAAUUAUUCAUGCCGACGUGCAAAAAGCCAAACACGCAUAUCUAAUUACUUCUUUAUACUCGUACAUGCACACAAACUUCAACAUGGCAAGAUGGCAUACAGUCUGUCUAAUGGAAGUGUGACCGGAAAAAUUCAACCUUAGAGUUCCGUUAUGGACAAAAAAAUUAAAUUCUGCUAAAUAGGUGCAUCCAUUUCGUAAUAUGCGUUGUGCGAAUUGUUAGUUUUGUGAGAAAUUUAGAAAGCGUAAGUUCUUUUUACUAAAUGAGUUCCGUGUAUGAAAACCGAUUUGAAGAAGUAUUCCUAUGUACACACCCUAUAGAUCCAAAAAUGUCAUUUGUACCUGCAACAAAAUAUUUGAAGAUGUCGAAGACGCUCAUAAAUAAAUAAGUGCAACGGUAAACCAAAGUUAAAAACGUUGACGACUUCCCGGAAGAGGCAAAAAAAAACUACCUCUCCAAAGCAAUAUCAAAAGAUCAUUGAUUUGCUUGUCACAAAGCUGAACUUAUCGCUACGUAAAUCUGAAGUAUAUAAUUUUAUGGAAAAGUGGUGAUAAUGUAUGCAAAGGCGCGAUGUUUACGUGCAGAAGACCUCAAAUUCCGGAGCACAUUGAAAAAAUCACUCCUCUCAUUAGCACACGAAAACGGACUUGCAUGGGCUAAGGCAAAUUCAGAAGGGGAUUGGGCAAACUUAAUAUUCACGGAUAAAUCUUCCUUUUGGGGCGAAUAGUUGCAUAGAUCGAUUCUGGUGUUCUGCUGAUAAUCGACAACUUUAACGAACUGUGAAACACCUAGUUAAGGUUCAUGUUUAAGGGGUUAUAUACGGUUAGAAGGCCGAAAAAAAACGAGUUUUCCAGAAUUUUUUCUGAGAAUACUUUUAAAUUUAUUGGUUUUGAUUUUUGAACUAUGAUAUUGAGAAAAACGCGUUUAAAGUUUGCCUUGUACUUUGAAGCCCUCUGAAACGACUUUUUUAAUUUUCGUGUAACUUCGAAAAUAUUCACCGGAAAUAUUAAAUUUUCUCUGUGUAUUCCUAAAUAUAUGUACAUUAAGAAAAAAAUAAAAAUAAAUAGGUUUUUUGAAAAUUCCAUCCCCUUAGGGCUGCUUCUCCGAAAUAGGAUUUGGCCGUCCAUUUGUGUUUACCACAAAUUUGAAUGCAGUUUUGAAUUUAGCAAAACUCAUUAUUUCCGUCAGCUGCGAAGAUGUUUGGAAGAACCAGCCAACUUUGGAUUUUACAAGGGGAUAACGAUCCCCAGUAUCGAGAUCGAAGGUGUGUAGAGUGAAAGCAGCAAAUUGAAUUGAAAUGUUGGAUUGGCCUCCACAGUCACCUGAUGUCAACUCUAUUAAAAAUCUGAUUGUACUAAAAAUGUAUUGUAGUUAAGCAAAAACUGAAAAACUCACAAAUAUGGACGAUCAAACAGUUAUCAAGGCGAAUUCGGCUGAUUUGGAGAGCAGAAUCUAACACAAAUCAUGACUCGAAGAAGUGGAGCCAUUUUUUAUUGAAUAUACCAUAUUGCGUAUUACAAAUAUUAUAAGCCCUGCAGUUUAUUAAAAUCGAAUUAGUAAAUAGUUUCCAAGUUAUGGCGGUCACGUUUCCACUAGACAGACUGUAUGUGCGUACAUAAAUGUAUGUAUGUGAACUUGCAUACAUAUGCGGGUGCGCGCACUUGCCACAACAAAAAUAUUCGCUAAAAAUACUCAAGAAGUACAGCGAACAUUCAUAGGUACAAUAUUGUGCCAAAAAGUAUUAAUCCUUUGCGGUCGAUGCCGCAGUGCCGGCAUUCGCAAGUCGUCGUAAAAGUCGAUGCCGCGGCAAGAUGUCAUUAAGAGGAAAGGAACGUUUUUUGGCAUCAGUAGAGUUGAGAUCAGAAAAAAUAAGUUUCAAUGAAUUCUAGGUUUUUAAUAUCACAUAUUUGCUUUAAAUCAUUAAGGGAGAAAUAACUCCGAAAAGCUAAAUUAGCCGUGACUAGCUGGGAGAGAGAAAUUUGCCGAUCGCAAAGGGUUAAUUAUAACGUCAUGAAGUAUGAACAACAUUUCUUCAUAAUUUACUUAGGCCCACGUUUUAGGCCUUUAGUAUGAAGUAUUUUAUAAUUAUUUGAUAAUGUGAAUUUGUAUAUUUAAGACGAAAACUGUGUAAUAAACCUAUGAAAUAAAAAGUGAUAUUGAUUGAAAAA
Messenger RNA from Anastrepha ludens (Mexican fruit fly), 7469 nucleotides. Its product is annotated as ninjurin-A. The transcript has 4 exons. The coding region runs from base 323 to 757 and encodes 144 amino acids. Gene Ontology annotation, cellular component: membrane. The record is from RefSeq and is a predicted model, not a curated record. NCBI's taxonomy places the organism in Eukaryota, Metazoa, Arthropoda, Insecta, Diptera, Tephritidae. Gene Ontology annotation, biological process: cell adhesion; tissue regeneration.